This is a messenger RNA of Brassicogethes aeneus, 1658 nucleotides long. The record is from the annotation of a GenBank genome assembly. Lineage: Eukaryota; Metazoa; Arthropoda; Insecta; Coleoptera; Nitidulidae.
CGCUGACUCGCGCAUUUCGCGGGUGUGUCAGCCCAAAUAAUGGGGGGCAGAGCCGCCGCUUGGCUGUGAGGCGAGGUCGACCCCCGCCUUGUCGGGGGGCCCAACCAAGAGCGAAAGUGCACCAAUAUUAUUUCCUUCGGCGUGUGUCUGCUCUGUUUUGUUAUCAGAUACCUUUGGAAUAUCUUAGGUUGAAGUCGCGACACCUUUAUCUAGUACUUACGCGUGGGAUUUCGUGUUAGUGUGUGGUUUCAUCAUAACUUUUUUUUAUAUUAUUUGGGAAUCAUGGCUUACCUACCAAUGUUGAUGUUUUUUGGAUGCUGUUUAAGCACAUUAGCAGCAAAAAGUCAAAUUAUUAACGAAUGGCCCUCCCUGACUUUCAAUUUUCCUUCUUUCUAUGAUUACAAUAACUACAAACCCGAAAAUACCCUUUUCACAGGUAUUGAAGUAACGCCAGACAGAAUAUUCCUGGCAAUGCCCAGACUAAGGCUUGGAGUUCCAGCAACGUUAGCAACUAUCUCCAGACGCGGUGUAGUUGGGGAGCCACUUCAAGCCUAUCCAAACUGGGACUUUCAUCCAGCUGGCCAAGGAAACAACAAUAGUUGUUCCGGACUUACGUCUGUAUAUAGAAUGAGAAUGGACUCUUGUAAUAGGCUUUGGGUUUUGGAUUCAGGUGUCAUGACUUCCAUAGAUGAUUUUACAAGAAUAUGUCCACCAAAAAUCGUUAUUUUCGAUUUAAAUACGGAUCUUCCAGUUCAGACCAUCCAACUUCCUGAUAAUGUAUUGAGACCCGCUUCUUUAUUAACUAAUAUCGUUAUUGAUGAAAGCAUUAGAGGAGCUUGUGAUAAUUCUUAUGCAUAUAUUACAGACACAGCAGCUCCAGGUCUUAUUGUAUUGGACACCCUUCAAGGUAACACCUGGAGAUUUAUCCAUUCCUCUAUGUUCCCUGAUCCAGACUACUCAGACUAUACUGUAGCAGGUGAAACCUUUACUCUUAUGGACGGUAUCGUUGGUAUGGCGCACUCACCAAGACUUGGUCAACUCUUCUAUCAACCACUUGCCACUCUCAAGAUUUUUAGUGUACCAACUUCAGAACUUGUGAAAGGUCCACCAGCGGAGUUUGCUCCAUUUAGAGUUUCUCUAGCCGGUAGAAAAUCUUCUCAAGGUCUUGGAAUUGCAUUGAACCCUUACGAUGAUACACUUUUCUUCAGUCCCAUUGUGGAAACUUCUGUGGCUUCAUGGAACCCUGUCACUAAUGAGCAGAAGUUAUUGGCUUAUGAUCCAGUGGCACUUCAAUUUCCUGCAGAAUUAAGAUAUGUUGCAGCAGACAACAGUGUAUAUAUUUUAUCAACAAGAUUCCAAAAAUUCUUCCUCAGAACUGUCAACAUAAACGAAGUCAACUUAAGGAUAAUAAGAAUACAAUUGCCAAAAUCUCGUCCCCAGCAAUCCUUUCCAAAUAAAUUCUUCUUGAAGUAAAUAAUUUUAGUUAAAAUUGGUAUUUUCUGGGAAAUCAAAGUUAACAACAUUAAAUUUGUGCCAUUACUUAAUUUUUAUAUUUGCAAUUCAUAAAUAAUUUAAAGCCAAAAAAAUAAAUAACAGUAAAAAUCAAAAUUUAGGUAUAAACUAGAUAAAAAUAUGGUAAAGGUCAAGACUGAUUUUAA